Messenger RNA from Neltuma alba, 1465 nucleotides. RefSeq lists its product as uncharacterized. Gene Ontology annotation, molecular function: zinc ion binding; ubiquitin-protein transferase activity. NCBI's taxonomy places the organism in Eukaryota, Viridiplantae, Streptophyta, Magnoliopsida, Fabales, Fabaceae. Bases 290 to 1105 code for a protein of 271 amino acids. The transcript is spliced from 8 exons. The record is from RefSeq and is a predicted model, not a curated record. Gene Ontology annotation, biological process: protein ubiquitination. Gene Ontology annotation, cellular component: membrane.
AAGCAAUAUAAAAGCGCUCGCAUGAAUUGAAUUGACGCUCGCCACAAAUACGAGCGAAAAUCGCAUCUCUCGUUGCAGUCGCUUUGGGACAAGCACUAGACUCACUCUAUCUCUUGCUUCGUCCCGAAAACACAGAUUCCCAUUCUUCGGAUUAUGAUUUCUGGGGGCAGAAAAAGGUGGAAGCUUUCGUAGCUUGAGGAUAUUGGAUUCCAUUCUUGAUUUCUGAAGGAGACGAGUUUAUUCGAGAGAUUAAUCAGACCACCCACAAAAUACAGAUAUAUCUUUCAGAAUGGGGGAUCACUUUGUAUUGCUGGUUGAUCGUUUGCUCACUGAAUCUACAUUAGAAGCUGCACUUGAAAGCCGAAAUCGUGCAAUGCAGGAGGCUGCAUCCUCAGCUGUGAAUGAAGCACCGGAAGUUGAUGUCUCUUUGAUAAAGAUGGGGAUGGAAGAUGUGAAAUCUCCGAGGAAAAUUGUUGAAUGUCGGAUAUGUCAUGAUGAGGAUGAAAAUUCCAAUAUGGAGACACCGUGCUCCUGUUGUGGUAGUUUGAAGUACGCACACCGCAGAUGUAUACAAAGGUGGUGUAAUGAGAAGGGUGACACCAUCUGUGAGAUAUGCCACCAGCAAUAUAAACCUGGUUAUACGGCUCCACCUCCAUUGUUUCGGUUUGGACGAAUUCCAAUGAGUUUCAGGGGAAAUUGGGAGAUUUCUAGAAGAGAUUUGAACAAUGGUCAUCUGGUUCGCAUGGUUUCCACUGACCAGAAUCUUAACAAUUCUAACUACGACCAGUAUUCAGCUUCUACUACAGGAAGUUUACCAUGCUGUCGUUCAGUUGCUCUCAUUUUCAUGGUUUUUCUUAUCUUAAGACAUACUCUUCCUCUCAUAAUCAGUGGGAACAAGGACUAUUCCUUUUCGCUGUUUUUGUUGUUACUAAUUCGAGCUGCGGGAAUUGUUAUUCCCAUAUAUUUCAUGGUGAAAGCGGUGACAUCCAUACAACGCCAUAGGCGACAACAACGGGAGCCUUCUAAUGCCUUGGUCAACCUAUCGGAUGAUGAAAGGGAGCAAGUAACUCUGCCCUCUCAGCUUCAUGUUAUUCGUGUUCAGUGAAAAUGCUGUACAUAAAACAACUUGAAGUAAUACGAGUAUCAAGCAAUCUUUCUUCUGCUUUGUGAUGAAAACUAGAUGAAGACAGCUUCCUCUAGAACUUUGAACGGUUGAGGAGUUAGCAGUUUAUUUAUUGGAAAACACAGAAACUGUGGUAUUGCUGGCCACUGCUGUUACCUGGAAACAACUCCUUGGCAAGUCUGGUGUGGCGGCAAGAAUUCCCAUUGCUGCUUAUAAUUUGGAGUUCUCAAGUGUAUAGAGAAUUUUAUAUAGAGGGGAAAAAUAUACUGGGAGUAGAUGUCAAAUAUGGAUUUAUAUUCCUGUAUAUAUUAUAAUGCAAGGCAUGCGUCUUUCAGACUUUAA